GACAUAGCCUCUGGAUGCGGACCGUGUUCUAAUUAAUUUAAUUUACUUUAAUGUUCUUUCCUGUUCUUCAAAUAAUUUAUUACAACUUACCAUUUUAUACUGCAUUUUACCUGUGUUAAUUGUUUGUUAAUCAACAUGAGUGACGGGUUGAACGAGGACCGAGAGCGCGUUCCGUGCCUGAGCUCAGACAGCGACCGCACGAUGUGGGGAUCACAGCGCCGCGUCCUCCUGGACGUCCUGCUGGCCUGCUGGGGCGUAGGCACGUGGCUGGGCGUCAACGGACUCUUCGUCCAGCUGCCGCUGCUAGUGGAGCGGCUGCCCGAGGGCUGGGCGCUGCCUUCGUCCAUGGUCUUAGCUGUACAACUGGCCAACUUGGGUUUAGUGGCUUACGCGCUGUUGCGCCGGCUCCGACCGCGAGCUUCCGACUCUCCCUACAUAUACGGAUUGCUAGUUGUGGGAACCCUCGCACUUGCACUCAAUGCCUUCCUUUACGAGCAGACUGUCGCAAACCGCUCCCUCGCGUUCCUCUUCUUAACUUUCUUCGCGGCGCUCGUAGGAUGUACGAGUUCUGUUUUAUUCUAUCCGUACUUGAGGCACUUCCGCGAAGUGUAUCUCGCGACGUAUUUAGUCGGCGAAGGAUUGAGCGGAUUCAUCCCGGCUAUCUUAGCUUUGAUUCAGGGUAUCGGCGGCGAGCCCACGUGCAUACUUAACGAUGAAGGUACAGGGUUAGUACCGGUCUAUCCGCCGCCGCGAUUCGACACGACCGUGUUCUUAGUGCUGUUAUCAGGCUUGUCAGCGAUGAGUUUGGUCAGCUUCGUAAUAGUAGAUCGAUACAGUGGGUUCGCAUCGGAGCGUGUGGAACCUGCCGCCGCCGCUAAGGAUGAUGAAGCGACAUCGGAGCCGGUAGCGCUUCAUCGCGGACGUUGGCUUUUCGUGUUGGUUCUCAUGGCAGUUCUCAACGCGCUUUCAAACGGGGUUCUUCCGUCCGUGCAGUCAUACUCGUGCAUGCCGUACGGGAACUUGGCGUACCACCUGGCGGUGACGCUGGGCGCGAUGGCGAACCCGGGGGCGUGCCUGGCGGGGGUGUGGCUGGCGCCGCUGCCGGGCCGCGUGCUGGCGGCGCUGCUGUCGGCCGCGGCGGUGCCGCUCGCCUACAUCCUGGCCACGGCGCUGCUCAGCCCCGAGCCGCCGCUGUACCACCAUGCCGGCGGGGCGGUUUUAGUGGUGGUGGCGUGGACGCUGGUGAGCGGGGUGGUGUCGUACGCGCGCAUGUGGGUGUACGUGUGGGCGCGGCGGGGGGGCGCGCGCGGCAUGCGGGCGGCGGGGGUGGCCACGCAGGCGGGCUCGUCGCUCGGCUCGGUGCUGCUCUACCUGCUCGUCAACCACGCCGGCAUCUUCACGCAGCCGCCCGCCUGCCCGCCGCUCAGCUAGUAUCGAGACUGUAACGUUGAUGGCCACUAAUUAUGUUUGGGUUGAUGGUGCUUGAUUUAAACUUGUAGUUCGUAGAAAGCUUACGACGCUGGAUGUCAAUGAAA
Messenger RNA from Cydia amplana, 1535 nucleotides. Its product is annotated as riboflavin transporter 2. Gene Ontology annotation, cellular component: plasma membrane. Lineage: Eukaryota; Metazoa; Arthropoda; Insecta; Lepidoptera; Tortricidae. Gene Ontology annotation, molecular function: riboflavin transmembrane transporter activity. Gene Ontology annotation, biological process: riboflavin transport. The transcript has 3 exons. The record is from RefSeq and is a predicted model, not a curated record. Bases 136 to 1431 code for a protein of 431 amino acids.